CCUCCCCCCUUCCCGCUCUCUCUCUCGCUCUCUCUCGCCUUUCUGUGAGGUGGUGUUGGCGGUGGUGGUGGUGAUGAUGAGCGGUACGGAGCCUUCCUCUCCCUCUUCUGCUAGGACUUCCAAGGGCCUUAUGACUCGCCGCUCCUCCAAGCCCUCGCUCUUCUCCGACGGCCUCGUCUUCGCGGGUGGAGCCGGCGUCGCCCUCCUCGUCUUCUGGGUCGUCUCGACCUUCUUCUCCGCUGUCACCGUUGUAGACCCUUCCGCUUUCCCCUUCUCCGUCUCCUCUUCUGCGGCCUUCCCUGACCUCCACGAUCGCGACCCUCCCGGCGCCACCUUCUACGACGACCCUUCCGUCUCGUACACCAUCGACCGCCCGCUCACCGGCUGGGACGCGAAGCGCCGAGACUGGCUCCGCCUGCACCCGGCCUUUGGCGGGUACGGUCGCGAGCGGGUGCUCAUGGUGACCGGGUCCCAGCCGGGCCCCUGCCGCAACCCGGUGGGCGACCACCUCCUCCUGCGCUUUUUUAAGAACAAGGUCGAUUACUGCCGCCGCCACGGCAUCGAACUUUUCUACAACACCGCCCUCCUCCACCCGGCCAUGAACACGUUCUGGGCGAAGCUCCCCAUGGUCCGCGCCGCCAUGCUCGCCCACCCGGAGGCGGACUGGGUGUGGUGGGUAGACUCCGACGCCGCCUUCACCGACAUGGACUUCGAGCUUCCCCUGGAUCGCUACCGGGAUCACAACCUGGUGGUUCACGGUUGGCCCCGCCUGGUGUACGAAGCCCGCAGCUGGGUCAGCCUCAACGCCGGCGUCUUCCUCAUCCGCAACUGCCAGUGGUCGCUCGACUUCAUGGCGGUGUGGGCGGCUACAGGCCCCAUGUCCCCGGACUACGACCGGUGGGGCCAACUCCAGAAGGCGGAGUUCAAGGACAAGCUGUUCAACGAGUCGGACGACCAGUCCGCGCUCGUCUAUCUCCUCCUCAAGCACAAGGACCGGUGGGGCGACAAGAUCUUCCUGGAGAGCGACUACUACUUCGAGGGCUACUGGGUGGAGAUCGUGGGGCGGCUGGAGAACAUGACGGCCAAGUACGCGGCGGUGGAGCGGCAGGUGCAGGGGCUGCGCCGGCGGCACGCGGAGGUGGCGAACGGGGCGUACGGCAGGCUGCGGGACGGGCACCUGUCAGGGGAGGAUGGAGCGAUGAGCGGGCCGAACGGCUGGCGCCGGCCCUUCAUGACGCACUUCACGGGGUGUCAGCCCUGCAGCGGCGACCACAACAAGAUGUACAGCGGGGAGAGCUGCUGGGAGGGCAUGCAGCGGGCGCUGCACUUCGCCGACGACCAGGUGCUGCGCGACUACGGAUUCCGCCACGCCGAUCCCCUCAGCGGCGACGUCGAGCCGCUGCCUUUCGAUUACCCGUCCGCGGCGUGAAGGUUCGUCGCGACAGUGAUGUCUGGCGAACGUUUCCACAGUACAACAAAUAUAUUAUUUUCAGAAAAAGAAGAAUAGUAGAAAUAUAAAUAAAAAUAAACAGAUAUUUUAGAGUAAAAAGUGCUUUUCUUUCCGCUUUCUUUUUCUUUUUCUUUUUUCUCUUUAGGAACGAAUAAAUUCGAAUAUGUUCCUUCUUUUCCUCGUUGGGAGGGAAACGGUUUCCGAUGGCGAGCCAUCACGAGAAACGCGGCGGGUUACCGGUCGGAUCUCCUUGACGAGCGAAACGCGAGGCGACGGUUACGUCAAUGCCGACGGAACAAAAUCCAUCACGCACCUUCAUCGACGGAAUCGAAUCUUAAAGUCUGACGUGUAUCGGCAUCCGAUUGGGUUGGAGGCCCAAACUCUAAUCCACAGUCUGUUGGGCUGAUUUGAAUUA
Messenger RNA from Musa acuminata AAA Group (dessert banana), 1865 nucleotides. Its product is annotated as probable glycosyltransferase 7. The transcript has a single exon. Lineage: Eukaryota; Viridiplantae; Streptophyta; Magnoliopsida; Zingiberales; Musaceae. Bases 74 to 1429 code for a protein of 451 amino acids. Gene Ontology annotation, molecular function: galactosyltransferase activity. The record is from RefSeq and is a predicted model, not a curated record. Gene Ontology annotation, cellular component: trans-Golgi network; membrane; endosome.